AGCAACCCCGUAGGUCACGAGACUAUUAUUUUGGUGGUGUUGUCAAUAUUUUUACGCUGUUCGUGCGAUUCGUUUCUUUAAAAACGGUUCUUUGUCCUUCACCGAAACAGAGUUACUGGUUGCAACAAACAAGACCGAUCCUUUGCAGUGUUGUUCCUGAUGCCCUGUUAGUUGAUGCCAGUGUGUGCUAUCUAGUAUGGAGACAGACUCUUUACUUGUAGAGUAUAUGGAUCCUAAUGCUGUGACAUAUAGUGGUGUUAGUACCGUGAGCGGCGGCGGCAACUCCAACGGCGCUGUUGGUCGUCGUCGCCCCUCACCGCACCACAGCAGUGAAGACGAGGAAAUGCUUGACAUCGCCAUGGAUGGCAGAGACGACCAAGGCAUCGCCACUGAUGGAGUUGAUCGGUCACAAGGUGAAUAUUUGGACAUGGAACAUCUGUCUACAGGAUCGGCCAACCUCAUGGACACAUUGGAUGACCUCCCUGUGGGGAUUGGUCAGUAUGACGACUUUCACACCAUUGACUGGUUGCGGGACAUCGCCCGCGAUCGCAUGCGACACCGACAUAUUAUCAAGAAGAAACAAGAGGGAUGCUGGGAAAAAGUGAAGGGUGCUCAUGACGCGUGGUCAGGAUGGGUCUGCGUACUUCUUGUUGGAGUCUCAGCCGGUGUGUGUGCCGGUAUCAUUGACAUUGGUGCCACAUGGAUGUCAGACUUAAAAGAAGGAAUCUGUUUCGAGGCUUUCUGGUUCAACAAAGAACAGUGUUGCUGGUCAGACAAGAAUGCCACCUACAUCGAGGAUGGGGACUGUGGACAGUGGUACUCGUGGAGCCGUCUGUUCGGCAUCAGUGAUGGCAAUGCCGGAUCCUACAUCAUCAAGUAUCUGUUGUAUAUACUCUGGGCUUUGGCCUUUGCUGGCAUGGCGGCCAUGUUGGUCCGAGUCUUUGCACCAUACGCAUGUGGCUCUGGUAUUCCUGAGAUCAAGACUAUCCUGAGCGGGUUCAUCAUCCGAGGCUACCUGGGGAAGUGGACGUUGUUGAUCAAGUCCGUGGGGAUGAUGCUGGCAGUGUCUGCUGGGUUGUCGCUGGGGAAGGAAGGCCCCUUCGUCCAUGUUGCCAGUUGCUGUGGCAACAUCUUUUCUUACCUUUUCCCCAAAUAUGGUAGAAAUGAAGCCAAGAAAAGGGAGGUGUUGUCAGCUGCUUCCGCUGCAGGUGUGAGUGUCGCCUUUGGUGCCCCAAUUGGAGGUGUACUCUUCAGUCUGGAAGAGGUCAGUUACUACUUCCCCUUGAAGACUCUAUGGCGGUCCUUCUUCUGUGCCCUAAUGGCAGCCUUCGUGCUGCGGUCUAUCAACCCCUUCGGCAACGACCAUCUGGUCAUGUUUUAUGUUGAGUAUCAUGAACCCUGGUACAUCCAGGAGCUGGUGGCAUUCAUCAUCAUUGGGGCACUUUCGGGGUAAGGUCUGUAUGGAAGCUUUUUCAUCAAGUUCAACAUUAUGUGGUGCCGUUAUAGAAAAACCUCAUCGCUGGGAACCUACCCUAUUAUUGAGGUUCUCAUAGUGACGUUCAUCACCGCCUUGCUCAGCUACCCAAACUCCUAUACCAGAAUGAACACGAGUGAGCUGAUCAAGAUGCUAGUGAGCAGCUGUGGGCCUGAGGACAGUUUGGAGUUAUGUGACUACCAUCGUAACUUCACCCAGUCGAAGCCUUUCAUUGGCAGCGCUGUAGCAGGAGAGGGCGUCAUGACAGCAUUGUGGAAGCUGUCACUAGCGCUCAUUUUUAAAUCUCUCAUCACAAUAUGGACUUUUGGUCUCAAGGUCCCGUGUGGUCUCUUCAUACCCAGCAUGGCCGUAGGUGCAAUCAUGGGGCGUCUAAUCGGCAUCGGUGUCGAACAGCUUGUCCUAGCUAACCAAGACAGCCCUAUUUUUGCCAACAUGUGUGACUCGGAGCAGACGUGCACUGUGACACCAGGACUGUACGCCAUGGUGGGUGCUGCGGCAGCACUGGGAGGGGUCACCAGGAUGACAGUGUCCCUGGUGGUCAUCAUGUUUGAGUUGACCGGUGGUCUGCAGUACAUCGUGCCCAUCAUGGCCGCUGCCAUCACCAGCAAGUGGGUCGGAGAUGCUCUGGGCAAGGAGGGAAUUUACGAUGCUCACAUUCGACUGAAUGGCUACCCAUACUUGGACAGUAAAGAGGAAUUUACACAUACAACAAUAGCAGCAGAUGUCAUGAGACCCAGAAGGAAUGAUCCCCCGAUGUGCGCCAUUACACAAGACACAAUGACGGUGGAUGAAGUUGAGCAUGUAUUGCGGAAUACAGAACACUAUGGUUUCCCCGUGGUUGUGUCCAGGGAGUCACAGUACCUGGUCGGCUUCGUACUACGUCGAGAUCUCAACCUGGCCAUCACUAACGCCAGGAAGAACACAGAAGGCGUCGUCAGUAACUCCAUGGUGUACUUCACCGGCCAUGUACCUGCCAACCCUCAUGGCCCUGCACCACUAAAACUGAGGAAAAUACUGGACAUGGCUCCAGUGACAAUUACAGACCAGACUCCGAUGGAGACGGUUGUCGAGAUGUUCCGGAAGCUGGGUCUCCGUCAAACACUCGUUACACAUAAUGGUCGUUUAUUGGGAAUAAUAACUAAGAAGGAUGUGCUUCGUCAUAUCGCACAGCUGGAGAAUCAGGACCCAGAAUCUAUUCUCUUCAAUUAAGCCAGACAGAGUUGUCUCCCCUUCAUCAUAUCAACCUAUGAAUGAGUUCUCAGACACCUACAAGUGGCUGUGUGUUGCAUGUUUCAAAUAACAAGAUGAUGUGACCAUAACCCCUCAGAAAUUGUGCCCUUUAUGAUGAAACAAGGAGGAAUUUUCAAUGGAAGUCAGAUCUGAUUCACUUGUCAACAUCACAAGACGUGUCACAUUGCUGAUGCGAAAAUGUUCAUCGCUUUAAGUGCUAACAAAAUGUGGGUGAGAUCUUCAUCAUUAUUGUUUGCAAAGCCAAGUCAUAAUUUACAUUGAAAUAAUCCUGAGUUUUGUCAAGGGCUACUCUUGUGGCAAACGUUGCAUAUUAAGUCAUGCUUGCAGGAUGCUGCAUGUGUUGCCAAGUCCGUUAAACAACUAUAUUCUGUUGCUUAAUGCUCAGAUGCAUGGUUGGAGUUCCUAUUGCAUUUUCACAGGAUAUCGGAUGUACAUUUUCUUCAAAGAUUUCCGAGUGUACAUGUGAUAUGUAUGUAUGCUGUUUUCUAGAGUGUGUUUGGUGUUAUAGUUUACAGUCGACAGGAAAAUAGGAAUGUGGUAUCCUGAGGAGAGAAAGUAUUUUCUGAUGAGGAAAGUCAUGGUCUGCUUCUGAUUGAGGAAUAUUUGUCCACACUGCAAAGGAUUCACAUCAAGGUGGUUGACAUUCCUAAUAAGGCUCUUCAGGAAGUACAGAACAGGCAGUUGUCUGCUCAACAGGAAGUCGUCUGCUCACCAAGAAGCUGUCUGCUUCACAUCAAACCUGAUUGAAGAAGGAUCUCAAGCAAAACCAUUGGGUUAAACUUUUGUUGGAAGUCAUCACAAAUGACAGAGUGUACUGAGUUUAUGGAUGAUAUUGAUGACCAUUGAUGUCUGGUCUGCCAUGGAAAACGAAUAAUCUCUUAUGACUGUUGUUCCUUAAUGGUAGUUGUUCAAAUUUAGCUGAUUUUGUUUGUAUAUGACUGGAGGCUUGUAUCAAACCCAAAUUGAUGAAUUUAUUGAAUGAAUUCUGAAAUUCCCUGAACCAUGUUUAUAUAUAUGUCAGUGCUAAUGGAUGAUGUGAGUGAUGUUGUAGUGUUGAUUGUUUAAUAUCUAGCCAGUUUGUUCUUAAUCUAUUAACAAUGAAUCUUCGGUAUCUUAUUCUCCAGAUAUGUAUUUCGAGGCAUUAACAACCAUGAAGCCACCGUGAGAUAGGCUAUGAGCACAGCCAUGUAGAGACCAAAUACUUUCCCAAGGAUUGGGGUUUGUUGCAACUGUCGUGAAAGGAUAAUCUUUUUAUUUUGCUAACAAUGAUUUCAUUUAUGAUGUCAGCACAUGUAUCAUCAGUUGAUCAAAGCUGCACUGCCUGUCACUGAACAUUAUCAAAGUUAGCUCAUUCAGGUUUGUAGACAGUGUUUCAGGAGGAACUCUUUUUAUGGAUAGACAAGUUCUUUUUUGCAAUAGAUCAAGCAUAACAGUGUUAGGAUCUAUACCGAGAUAUUGCAUCUAUUGCAGUCAAGAAAUUGUCUAUCCAUAAAAAGUGUUCCUCUUCAUCAUACCAGCUUCUAUAUGCCACUUAAAGAAGUGUUCUUCGGGUUUGGAUAAAGGUAAAAGCAUUUCCCAGACUUGCCGAUUUGGUUGACAUAUGUCAUCGUAUCACAGUUGUGUAGAUGCUCAUGAUGUCAAGCACUGGAUUGUUUGGUCCAUUUCAGACCGCCGUCCUAUAGCUUGAAUAUUGCUGAGUUCUGAAUUGUUUCUCAGGCAUCAGCGUGGCAGAUCAGUCUGUUAAUAUCUUUGUUUAAAAGUGAAUGUUUCUAUUCCAGCAUAGAUUAAUUUUUGACAAAAUGAUUCCAUCUCUAGACAUUUUAGAAAAGGUUUAAAAAGGUUAAUAAAAUGAUGGUACGAAAACCGAAAAUACCGAUUUCUGGGAUUGCAUCACGGUAUACCGAACCGAAGGCAAAAUACCGCGGUUUUACUGAUACCAUGGUAUACCGUUUCACCCCUAUUUUCUACCGGUAAGUUAGAAUUGAUUUUGAAGGUUUAUACAGGGAUACUGCCUCAUACAUGUUUUCGCUUUAUCAAUGGCGAUAUACGAUAUCACUAUUCAUGAAUGUAUAUCAAAAUAAACACACUCAGAUCUUGUUAAUA
Molecule: messenger RNA, 4849 nt
Organism: Haliotis rubra (blacklip abalone)
Lineage: Eukaryota; Metazoa; Mollusca; Gastropoda; Lepetellida; Haliotidae
Product: H(+)/Cl(-) exchange transporter 5-like
Exons: 22
Biological process (GO): chloride transport; transmembrane transport
Cellular component (GO): Golgi apparatus; synaptic vesicle; membrane
Molecular function (GO): voltage-gated chloride channel activity
Source: RefSeq, a predicted model, not a curated record